Molecule: messenger RNA, 2139 nt
Organism: Phanerochaete carnosa HHB-10118-sp
Lineage: Eukaryota; Fungi; Basidiomycota; Agaricomycetes; Polyporales; Phanerochaetaceae
Exons: 5
Coding region: 563-2092 (509 amino acids)
Source: RefSeq, a predicted model, not a curated record
UGAAAUGCAGCAACGCUUCACUUCCUGUCCUUUCUUCACCUUGCCACCACAGCCAAAAUGACUCUACGGAGGCUGUGUGUCCGCGGUGACUCGAUAAAGGUUGCACUCCCUGAGUAAACCGAAAUUUUAAGUACUACGGAAAGCAAGAUGCGUCGAAACUGCUCAGUGCUUAGCUACAUAGACUCGCCAGUCAGGUCUGGUCUCUACGCUUCGGGGGAGGGGGGGGGCCGCAUGCAUCUCAUUGCAUCUCAUUUGGGCAAGGGAUGCGACGCUCGCAAAAAACCAGCCUAGUGCUCAGCACUCAGCGCUCAGCUUGUGGGCCGAUUGUGCGCGCUCAGCCGUGCCUCAGCCAUUUGGCCCCGGGGGCGCUGCAUGCGUCCCUGAUGCCGACUUGCCACGUCCCCGCUUUGAUACACUCUGAUCAAAGGACAUUCUGCUGAUUGCGUUCAACUGCCCCUUCCUCUUCGACUUCCACCCCUAACGACACAAAUACGGUUCUUGUGUCGAAUUUGAGGUGCUGCUCAGGGACCAAGAGUCAAUUCACUCAGCUUCGCUUGUCGCCAUGGCUUGUCGAAUGCCUCAGGAACUAGUCGACAUCGUGCUCGAAAGCCUCUCUGACAACGAGGCAUCGCUCAAGAACUGUUCCCUUGUCUCCAGGGAGUGGUCAAUCUCAAGCUCAUCGCAUCUCUUCAGAAGAUUCCGUUGGCCUCCCUGUGUUUCCACUUGGAAGAUCUCCAAUGAGAUCUGCGAGAGUGCACUCGAACGCGAUAGUGGCUUUACAUUUCUGCUGGGAUUACUCUCGUCUUCUACGCGACUUCGAGACUCCAUUUGCGAGCUCUACCUUUGUUGUCAUAGAUUCGGGUGUACAUCCAGUUACAAUCUGGACGUCUCGUUGUUCUCUACAUUGCCCCGGAUUCUCGCCAUUCUCCCUCGCCUCCGCGUCCUGGAACUUAACGCUUGGCCUGUCUCCCCUCGCAAGUCCCUUGCACAUAUGCGAUUUGAACAGCAACAGGCCUAUGCCAUCGAAGAGCUGCGGAUCAUCUGCAACUUUAACAUCAUCCCGGUUCUGCUUUCCCCCUUCUGUCGUAUCUCCAAGCUCACUAUCACCUGGCGCGAACUAGGUGUAGAAGAAGCCCAGCCGUUCCGCCCAGAUACACCUAUUGAAGUGCGUUCCAUCACUAUCAACGGCCUAGAGGAGGCCAUCCUGCUAUUAUUGCAAGGAGGUCUGGACCUUACGGCUGUCCGUAACCUCACGCUAUCAUCUCCGCCGAAGGUUUCCAAACCUGUUCUCGGGUCGAUCAUUAUGUUCAUGUCCUCGAUAGAGUCGCUUGGAUACGAGCAAGUCGACCCCUCUGCCGCACCAUUCGACGCACAGGUGGGUGGCGGUCUUUUCGCAUUAGCCGUGGAACCUCGGGAUUUCAUCGACGAGGAAUAUGAGGACGCGAUCGACCGUGACGGGGUGGAUGCGAGCCGUGUUGGAAGGGAUAUAGACGGAGGUGCCGCUGUCACCGGAGGAUAUAGUAGGGCCGUUGCCGAAUGGAAAGGCGAUGACGAGGAGAUCGAAGGGGGCAGCAUCGAAUACUCCGACUGGGAGCACAUCCUGCGUGACCUCCGAAUCUUGGUCACGGAUGUCACCGAGAACAUCACCAUCAACCUAAGAGUUAACGAGGCGUACACCAUCGACGAUUUCUCGGAGCCUGACGAUAUCCAGGACAUUACAAGAUCUCUGCGAAAGGCAUUUUCCCUUCUCGACUGGGCUGGUCUCCAGGCUGUCACCCGCAGGUGCUCAGUGCUAAAAAGUCUGCGCUUUGCGAUCGCCUACGAAGGCUUCAUUAGGCCAGGCGAGUGCGCGGGAAUCUUGCUCAAGGUCAUCAAGAAGAGUCUGGCAAGCGAUGUAGUCAGCAAGAGUUCCAAGGACUGUCCCCUGCGUCAUUUAUUCGGUUAUUUCUGCCCAAUAUCUCCAAGCGUCACUUCGCCCGAGGUGUUCACGGCUAUACAAUGUAUUCGUAAUCAUCACAUUGAAGUUACAGGACAUUUCUACCCAUGUACUCCCCAGCCGCGAGAUGUUCGUGACGUUCCGUUGAUACCUUAGCCAGUCAUUGCAGAUGCCACUCCAAGAACAUCCCGGAGCCGUUCUGC